Molecule: messenger RNA, 1449 nt
Organism: Exophiala aquamarina CBS 119918
Lineage: Eukaryota; Fungi; Ascomycota; Eurotiomycetes; Chaetothyriales; Herpotrichiellaceae
Product: adenylosuccinate lyase
Exons: 1
Coding region: 1-1449 (482 amino acids)
Biological process (GO): 'de novo' AMP biosynthetic process
Cellular component (GO): cytosol
Molecular function (GO): (S)-2-(5-amino-1-(5-phospho-D-ribosyl)imidazole-4-carboxamido) succinate lyase (fumarate-forming) activity; N6-(1,2-dicarboxyethyl)AMP AMP-lyase (fumarate-forming) activity
Source: RefSeq, a predicted model, not a curated record
AUGUCUUACGAUUCAUGGCAAAGCCCCAUGGGGGCACGAUACGCCAGCAAAGAAAUGCUUACGCUGUUUUCAGCUCGGACUCGGGCCUCGACAUGGCGUCAACUGUGGAUCUGGCUGGCCGAGGCAGAGAAGGAACUGGGACUCGACAUCUCGGACGAAGCAAUCCAACAAAUGCAAGCGGCCCGAGUCAUGACGGACGACGACUUUCAGGUCGCCGCAGUGGAGGAGAAGAGACGACGUCACGAUGUCAUGGCUCAUGUCCACGCGUUCGGUGAACGAGCUCCUGCCGCGGCAGGGAAAAUUCAUUUGGGUGCUACCUCAUGCUAUGUGACGGACAACGCGGAUCUGAUUUUCCUACGAGAUGGGCUGUCUCUGCUUCUCCCCAAGCUUGCCAAGUGCAUCCGGAAGCUAUCCGACUUUGCGAGCGAAUACAAAGCCCUCCCAUGUCUUGGUUUCACUCAUGGGCAGCCCGCACAGUGCAUCACGGUGGGAAGACGAGCUACGCAAUGGAUUGAAUCGCUGCUGAUGGACUUGCGAAACCUCGAGCGAGCUCGGUCCGACCUUCGCUUCCGAGGCGUCAAGGGUACCACGGGCACCCAGGCCUCUUUCCUUGAGCUCUUCCAUGGAGAUCACCAGAAGGUCAAGCGACUGGACGAACUAGUUACCAAGAAGGCCGGGUUCAGCAGACGCUCGAUCGUUUCCGUCCAGACAUACAACCGCAAGAUCGACUUCGAUACUGCAAAUGUGCUGGCUUCCUUCGGCACCACCUGCGAACAUAUUGGAACCGACAUCCGCCACCUAGCCAUGCUCAAGGAACUGGAAGAGCCAUUUGAGAAGGAUCAGAUCGGCUCUUCAGCAAUGGCGUACAAGCGAAAUCCCAUGCGAUCAGAACGGAUGUGCUCGCUUGGGCGCAAACUUGCGACCUUGCCUGCAGGGUUUGGCGCCACAUAUGCACACCAAUGGUUUGAAAGGUCGUUGGACGAUUCGGCCAUCCGACGCAUCGACAUUCCAGAGAUAUUCCUGAUUGCCGAUGCGCUCUGUAUUCUGCUUGAAAACGUCUCGUCUGGCCUGGUGGUUUACCCCGCCGUCAUCAACAGCCGUCUCCAGCAAGAACUCCCAUUCAUGGCCACUGAGACCAUGAUCAUGCGCAUGAGCGAGAAAGGCGCUAGUAGACAAGAGACUCAUGAACAAAUCCGCGUUCUUUCUCACCAAGCAGGUGCCGUAGUGAAGCAGGAGGGAAAUCAAAAUGACCUGGUGGAGCGAGUUCGCAAGGAGAAGUUUUUCGAACCCAUCUGGAAUGAGUUGACGGAAGAAGACUUGUUGAACCCAACCAAGUUUGUGGGUAGAUCGGCCGAGCAAGUGGAGGAGUUUGUUGAAGAAGAGGUUGAACCGGCACUUAAGCCAUACAAGGAUCUCCUUGGUGGGCAGGCGGCGGAAAUACAUGUCUAG